AUUGUCAAUAUUAUUAUUGUUUAUAAAAAUAAAUAAAAAAAAUGAAUACAGAGGAGUUUAGAAAAUAUGGCAAAGAUAUGAUCGAUUAUAUAUGUGAUUAUACCAAAAAUAUAGAACAACGUGAUGUUGCACCUACACUAGAUCCAGGAUACUUAAGGCAUUUAUUACCAGAUCAAGCCCCAUUAAAAGCUGAAAAAUUUGAAGAUGUUUUGGAAGAUUUUGAAAAGAAAGUUAUGCCAGGAGUUGUACAUUGGAAUCACCCAAAGUUUUUUGCAUAUUUUCCAUCGGGUAAUUCAUUCCCAUCCAUUUUGGGCGAUAUGUUAAGUAGCGCUAUAGGAUCUAUUGGAUUUUCUUGGGCCUCUUGUCCAGCAGCUACAGAACUAGAAACUAUUGUGCUCGAUUGGUAUGCAAAAGCGCUUGGUUUGCCAAAAGCGUUUAUAACCGAUAUGCCCGGUAGUCGCGGUGGUGGUGCUCUACAAGGUUCUGCAUCGGAAUGCACACUAGUAUGCAUGAUAACAGCACGCUCAAGAGCAAUACAAAAAUUAAAAGGAAUUACCUCUGAAAUACAUGACAGUGUGUUUCUGCCACAGUUGAUUGCUUACGCAAGUAAAGAGGCUCACUCUUCCGUUGAGAAGGCAGCAAAAAUGGCUCUGGUAAAAUUACGUAUUAUAGAGGCUGAUGCACAUGGUCGAUUACGUGUUGACUUAUUACGACAAGCUAUACAGAACGAUGCCAACGCUGGACUUACACCAUUCUUUGUGGUAGCAACAGUAGGUACUACUGGUGCUUGUGCUUUUGACAACCUCACUGAAAUUGGUAAGGUUUGCAAAGAAGUGCCAAAUGUUUGGUUCCAUGUUGAUGGCGCAUACGCAGGAAAUUCUUUUAUUUUACCCGAAAUGCGUAAAUUUUCUGAAGGUUUGGAAUAUGCAGACUCGUUUAAUACAAAUCCAAAUAAAUUGUUGCUAACAAAUUUCGAUGCAUCUGCUAUGUGGGUUAGAGAUGUUAUGAGUCUAAAGACAGCACUUAAUGUGAAUCCUUUGUAUUUACAACAUGAACAUGAUAAGGCUAUUGACUACAGGCAUUACGGUAUACCAUUGAGUCGGCGCUUUAGAGCAUUGAAAUUAUGGUUCGUUUUUCGUUCAUAUGGCAUUAUCGGUUUACAAUCCUACAUACGUAAUCAUAUGGCGUUAGCUAAAAAGUUUGAAAUGCUUGUCCGCAAAGAUGAUCGUUUCGAAGUGCGUAAUGAUGUAUACUUAGGCUUAGUUUGCUUCCGUAUGAGAGCUGCUGAUAAUUAUAAUCAAGAAUUGUUGGCAUUAAUAAAUCAUUCUGGCAAGAUGCAUAUGAUACCCUCAAUGGUUAAUGGCAAAUACGUUAUACGUUUUUGUGUAACUUAUGAACAUGCAAAUGAAAAAGAUAUCGUUGACGCGUGGACUGAAAUUAAAGCGUUUGCUGAAGAUAUUUUGCGUGAUGUUAAUUUGGAAAUUACUUCACUGCCUCCUACACCAGAGAAAGAGAAGGGUGUUUCAGAACCUCAACCCAUCACUGGCAAACCACCAAUCAAAAAGAAGCUUACACGUACCAAAUCUUUACGUUUCUCAUUUACCCGCAGUAUUUCACGCGAAAUGUAUGAAAGCCAAAGUGAGCACCUUAAGGAUGGUUGUACGCCCAUACUUGUAGUUGAUUCCAAUGCCAUGCUGCAGAGUUUCCUCAAGGCAACUGCCGAUAAUAACCAAAAUAAAUUAAAAGGUAUUGCAGACGUUGAUACGGACGAAGCAAGUAAUUAAGAAGCUCAAAGGCUGAAUGCAGUUAUAGGCGCAGUGCGCUUCUCUGCUCAAAACUCAUGCUCAUACUAAGCAAAAUCGUAUUACCUCCAUUAUUGUAUUUAUUAAUAUUUUUUGAGAAGAAUUUUUCAAAAUAUUUACUAUAUUUAAUUUAUAGCCUUAAGUGUAAAAAUAUACAAAAAGUUAAACUGAUAAAUAGGCGAAUAGAUUUCAUAUUGCACACAUUCAGUUAUUUGUUUUCGUAUUUUUUACGUGUUCCUACUUCACUGAAUUUUCAUUAAUUUAUUUUAU
Molecule: messenger RNA, 2072 nt
Organism: Teleopsis dalmanni
Lineage: Eukaryota; Metazoa; Arthropoda; Insecta; Diptera; Diopsidae
Gene: Tdc1
Product: aromatic-L-amino-acid decarboxylase
Exons: 5
Coding region: 42-1784 (580 amino acids)
Biological process (GO): amino acid metabolic process
Molecular function (GO): pyridoxal phosphate binding; carboxy-lyase activity
Source: RefSeq, a predicted model, not a curated record